Molecule: messenger RNA, 234 nt
Organism: Adineta steineri
Lineage: Eukaryota; Metazoa; Rotifera; Eurotatoria; Adinetida; Adinetidae
Source: the annotation of a GenBank genome assembly
AUGGAUCAAGAAAGUGCAAUGAUGAUUUUUUUAUCUUAUCAAAAAUUACGAAUGCCAACAUUUAGUGUUCGACAACGACGAACGGAAAAUCCAUUACGUGAACGUUUACUUGUUAGAAAAUUUAUUGUUCAAUUAGAAACUUAUUACUUUCAACAACAACAACAAUUAUCAAUAUCAACAACAGAUAAUGAUCAUAUGGAAAUUGAUCAAGAACUUGACGAUGAAGAUGAGUAA